Messenger RNA from Schizophyllum commune H4-8, 1797 nucleotides. RefSeq lists its product as uncharacterized. Lineage: Eukaryota; Fungi; Basidiomycota; Agaricomycetes; Agaricales; Schizophyllaceae. The coding region runs from base 1 to 1797 and encodes 598 amino acids. The transcript is spliced from 10 exons. The record is from RefSeq and is a predicted model, not a curated record.
AUGUUCGGCUCAGUGCGCGCCAAGUCCGGCACCUUCUCCUCCCUCAACGCGCCCUCCGAGUUCAAGCGUCAAGGGCGCGCCGCCAAGGGUGCACAGUUCAUCAACAAGCAUGGGCAGCCGCACCAUGCGUAUGAUCCCGAGAAGGCCCCGUACCCCGUAUCGUAUGACAGAAGUGUGCUUGAACUGGAAGCACUCGAUCUCGCUCUCAUCAAGCAUCUCAAGGCGGGCUCAGUGACGUUCGUCAACUAUGACCGCAAUGACCCCGAUUCCCUGCCACGCCGUGUGCUCGACCUUGGUUGCGGGACAGGGACAUGGGUGGUUGAUGCCGCAAGGGAAUGGCCACAGGCCGAAUUCGUCGGCUUUGAUCUAGCAGCUAUCCAAGUACCGCUGCAGUUUAUGGAUCCAUCGCUAGCGUCGCGGAUUACAUGGACGCACGGAAACUUUUUGACUACGAAGUUGCCUUUCGAUGAUGAUGAGUUCGAUCAUGUUCAUAUCAAGUCAAUAGCACGAGGGGUCCCCGAGAAUAAGUGGCAGACGAUUUUCGAAGAAGUGAACCGUGUACUUUGUCCUGGCGGUGUCUUGGAGCUUGUCGAAGAAGACAUUAUCUUCCCACAUCUGCCGCAUUGGUUCACAUCCCCUCUCCGCGUCCGACCUAGAAGGACGACCUCCGUUCAUUACCCUGAUGGCAGCGAAGGAGGCGCAUACCCAGCAAGAUCUGAUACCCCCGCACGAGCACCUCUGGAACACGCACUGCUUGAGUCCCUUCAUCAAUCCGUAUAUGAGCAUCGCUUUAUCAACAUGACUCCGACCGCUGUUUUGCCUAGCUAUUUCGACACUUACUUCCGAAGAAUUACGAGGGGACCCGUUCUCAAGUUCCCUAUGCCGCCUAUACCCCUUCCACCGCCACCUCCGCCGGAUAGCAAUGCACCAACCGCGGGUGGCAUACUGGAUAUCGGGCUUGAUAUACCAGAGCUCGUCGAGCCUCGUUCUUCCCCCAAGACACGUCCCGUCUCUCUUUCGUUCUCUUCAACACGAUCAACAUCAACCGAAGAAUCGCUUCCCAUUUCCGUAUUCACGGCUCGGAGCACCAGCAGUGAUUCUACCCGCCUGUCUUCGCUUCACGCCUCAGAAGACUCGAACGGCGCUUCCUCGUCUUCGAAGCGGACCAGCAAAUCACCCGAGGAUGAUGCCGAUACACUGCGAGAUGCGAAUACUCCCAUACCGAUAUCCGAAGUCCUGUCCAAGGCUUCAGAGGCGGGCUCGCCGGUGGAUGAGGCUUCGGAUACGCCCUGGCAGCCGAAGCAGCUGUUCAUGAUCGAGAAUAGGUCGUCCAGGCGGGACUCGAACAUCAUACCGGAGAAUUUGUUGUUCAGUGACAAGCUGCGCGAGCUUAGUGCUCGGUCGCUGGCUAUGCAGCUGCAUUGCUCAUACCGCUACGUUCUCGGAUGCCAAGAGGCGAUGUGGGAUGAACUGAAGUACCGCAUACGCAACAAAUCAGAAUCGCUCGCGCCUUAUGGCUGGGACGACGACGAGGACUUCGAGGAGACGCAUAACCGGCACAAGUUCGAGACCCUCAUUCAACGUUACCAGUCCGAUAUGCGCGCACGAAUAUCGCUCUGGUGCACGCUGAGCGAGCUUGGCUGGCAAUACCCCGCUCGCGAUCCUCUCACAAAGGCGCAAGCGAUAGAGGAGUCCCGUCUGCGGGAGGCGUUGGCGGAAGCGCGCCGGGCUGCGCAGCAGGGCGAUUUGCAGCUGCCCUCGCGGGCCCUGCGUACGAUGGUAGGAUAUAAGGAUUGA